Cyprinus carpio (common carp) is the source of this 6468-nucleotide messenger RNA. RefSeq names its product pleckstrin homology domain-containing family G member 3 (gene plekhg3). NCBI's taxonomy places the organism in Eukaryota, Metazoa, Chordata, Actinopteri, Cypriniformes, Cyprinidae. The coding region runs from base 1538 to 5422 and encodes 1294 amino acids. The record is from RefSeq and is a predicted model, not a curated record. The transcript has 16 exons. Gene Ontology annotation, molecular function: guanyl-nucleotide exchange factor activity.
CAGUUUUUAUGGCAGAGUUUUAUAGACAUAUUUUCAAACAGCAAUUUUUUUUUGUUCUGAAAUCUUAGAAAGCAAAUAUCCAGUUUUUAAAAACUGGUUUCUUAAAAGUUUUCAAGAUGAAGAGGAAAUUCGGAACAUCAGAUUCAAUAUUCUAAAAUUCAGUACUCAGAAAUUCGGAUCAUGCAGAAAGUAGGUCAGAGGUAAUCCACAGGGAAGAGUAGAUGAUCUCCGAAAAGUCAAGUAGUUAGUAGUUUUCUGGCAUGAGUGUGCGGUUCAAGAUCUACCUGAUCAUGAAUUGUCCAGAGGUAGCCUAAGUGAUUCUUAAACAUUUACUUGAAGCUGCACACCGAUCAUUGUAUGAUACCAAAGUACCGCAAGAGCGAUUUGAAAGCAUAAGGAGCCAUCUGCUUUUCUCUCUAUAGCUCUCGUGAAAUAAUGUCAUACAAUGAUUAAUCUGCACAGUGCUAACAGCCAAAACCUGGAUAUUUUAGGCAAUAUAGAAAUCCUGGCUAGGGUGCGUCCCAUAAAAAUGGCCCGUAUGGUCACCCUACAUAUAAGUAACCAAAUCUCAUGGUGCUUACAUAGAUUGAGUUCAUGUGAAGCACCUUUUACUUGGAACCAAGCUGAGACACUGCUAAUGAGACACUGAAAACACAACAAAUCAUGAGCUGCUCACUUGUGAAUGAACACAGUAUUUUUUUUAUUUUUUUUAUUUUUACAGUCGCACAGUAAUUUUCAAUUGCAGAAUGUGACUGAAAUGGUACUGUAGAGCCCUGGGUUGAUACCUAUUUUUGUAGCUUUGUCACAUUUGCUAGGCAUGUGCCUUCAUACUCACAUGUACAAAGAGUCCUUUUUGUUCGAGCACACUCCCUGCUUUAACAUGAUAUGAAAAAGAAAAGAGAGAAACUACUAAACUGUCCGAAUAAGCUUAUGCUUACAGUAUGUUAAGAAUUUAUAAAUUAUCCAUUUUUUUAAUUUUUCAUGAAUAUUUUUCAAAUUUGAAAUAACAUUUGCAAAUAUAUAAAUUUGUUAGAUGUUUUAAUUCAAAGUCAAUUGCAGUCCACUCAUUUAGCCAGUAUGUCUGUUUUCUGAAAAUCAAACAUAUUACCUUGCUGUUGUUAGUGCCAUGCUGUACCUGACAUUAAAAACUUUAGAGGUGCACUUUUAUUUUUUGUGUGAUUUGGUACAUAAACUAGAAUGAGAAUGUCCCUCUGCCUAACAAAUCAUAAAGAACAAUUGUGUGGACAAAAAUCUACUUAUAUCUGUUAAUGUUAGGUAAUCAGUAGCAUAUAGGUGGCUUAAAGCUGUGACUCUAGAUUAGAGCUUUUAACAGUUUUUUUUUUUUUUCUCAUGCUGUUCCAUAAAAAAGGCUUUAUGGAGCCUUGAACACACAGGGUUCUUCACCUUUUCCCAUCUAACCAAUCAUCAGUAUAUUGUUUUUGAACAUUGUCUGCUCACCUGUUGUCAGGUGUUGGUCUUACUGCAGAGAGAUACUUUUCUCCUCAAUACCAUACAUGAGCUCCUUCAAUCAUUGGACAUGUGUGACAAUGAUCCUGUGGCCAUUGCCAGAUGCUUUGUGAUCAAGCGUGAAUAUUUUGACAUCUACACACAAUAUUGCACCAACUACCCAAACUCUGUGGCUGCUCUAACAGACUGCAUGAGAAACAAAACUCUUGCCAAGUUCUUCAGGGAGAGGCAAGCUGCUUUAAAGCGAUCCCUGCCUCUGGGAUCUUACCUUCUCAAGCCUGUCCAGAGGAUCCUCAAAUAUCAUCUUUUACUACAGGAGAUUGCCAAGCACUUUGAUCCAGAGGAGGAGGGUUAUGAGGUGGUGGAGGAGGCCAUAUACACUAUGACUGGUGUUGCGUGGUAUAUAAACGACAUGAAGAGAAAACAUGAACAUGCAGUCCGUCUUCAGGAGGUCCAGUCUCUGCUCAUAAACUGGAAGGGACCUGAUCUGACUACAUAUGGAGAAUUGGUUCUCGAGGGCACCUUUCGUGUCCAACGUGCCAAGAAUGAACGUACGUUCUUUCUCUUUGACCGCAUGCUCCUUAUCACCAAACGCAGAGGAGAACAUUACGUCUAUAAGACCCACAUCUCGUGCUCUACACUCAUGUUGAUUGAGAGUGCCAAGGAUUCCCUGUGCUUCAGUGUCACUCAUUACAAGCAUCCCAAACAACCUCAUUCUGUGCAGGCUAAGACGGUGGAGGAAAAAAAAUUAUGGGCUCAUCACAUUAAACGGCUCAUUCUAGAGAACCAUCAGGCUGUGAUACCACAAAAGGCAAAGGAAGCAAUCUUGGAGAUGGAUUCUAUUUACAAAAAAUAUAGGUAUAGUCCAGAGAGGCUCAAAAAGUCUGUGUCAUGCCAGUCAGAGGAGUUUUCUAACUCUAGACAAGGCCGGAGACAGUCAGAACCAUCUAAAGAAAUCCUAAAGAACACUGAAGUAAUACUUAAGCAUUCUGACAGUGAGGGGGCAUUGGCUGCUGACAGGUGGCCUUUACAAGCCACUGCUAGCGAUAGCACUCUUGGUUUAUGCGACUCUUCAGCUGAGAAGCCUGUUGCGCAAGACGAAUACUCUCCUGAAGCCCUGAUUCCCAGUGAUAGUGAGGAACCCAUCUGUGCCUCACCGUCUCUAAAGGCCGGACUGAUGCAAGAGAAUGGGGAUGAAGCAGAAGGGGAGGGAAGUGACUCUGACGAUAUUCUAAUGGAGGACAACCAGGUAGCUGACUUUGCCAGUUCAAUGUUGGCUGCCAUUUCCUGCUGGCACUAUAGAGCCAGAGCUUUGCUUUCCAUGGACUUCACAAUGGAGGAAGGGGGUUGUGAGGACACUGGGGACAGUUUUAAAGGAGAAAAUGACCCAUCAGUUAAACAGCUGGAGGCAAAUCUCAAGGAUGAAAAAUAUAUCUCAGAACAGGACAAAUCACAAAACCUGGAAAUAACCUCUUGCUGGGGUUCCACUGAGAAAUUGAAGCCAGAUGUGUUUUGUGAUCCAGAGUCCAAAGAGAUGGACAAACAGGUCCCAGAUAUUCAGGAUCUGGAGUCUGCAAGAGACAAAGAUGAUCAGAAAGGUUCUAAAGAAGAGGCCUCAUCUCUGUUACAGCAGGAAGACACACCUGGUGAUUCUUCAGAGGAAGAGGAGGAUGUAGAGGAGAAACCAGACUCCAGUAGCAUCCUACCAUCAUCUGUGCUUGAUAAGGCCAGUGCCAUUGCUGAACACUUUGUGUGUAAUGCACGGCGUAGUAGCGUCAGCACAGAAGAAAUGCGCUCCCUCGGUUGCGUAUCUCCACAUCUUCCCAGCAGGACCGGGAGCACUGUAAGUCUAGGAGAUUCCCAUGAGCGCCAACAUCACCUUGCUGGCACUUGCUCUGAGUCACAUGGAGUUCCACUGACCCAGGAAGCCCUUGCAUCAGUAGACUUCACGAUCGGGUCAUCUGGGGAGGACAGUCUUUUUGACUCGGAUCGAAGCAUCUUCAAAAGAAGGGAUUCAGUGCUUUCCAGGCAGGACCAACUACUCAUUGACAAGAUUAGGAGCUACUAUGAGAAUGCAGAACACCAGGAUGCUACAUUUAGCCUAAAGCGUAGAGAGAGCCUCACUUACAUUCCAAGUGGGCUUGUUAGAAAUUCAGUUAGUCGUUUAAACAGCAUUCCUAAAGAUAAAGGGCUUGCCCAAGAGAAGACCACCAGUACAUCUGGACCUGUUAUAGCUCAUAACUCACUCACAGAAUCUCUUUUGGUAACAUCGGCUCUGUCAAAGACCAAUGCAAAUCCAGCUACCCUGGAACAACCUGUUGUCACUGCAUCCACAGAUUUCUCUAGGCAUGACAGAAAUGGAGACCUGUUUGACUCUGACAUAGAUGGUUCCAUUAAACCUCAGUCGAUAGAUGGGAGUCAUGAGGAAGAGGUUUUCCGUCCAUCCUCUGAGAUGAUCAAAGUCUGGCAAGAUAUGGAAAAAGAGGUCACUAGAUGUCAUGGGGACCUCAAAACACUGAGGCCCAGAGAAAUUCCUUAUUUUAAAGGCACCAGUCCCAGCCUCUCCAGGAAGGAUCCAAACCAGAGAAGAAAGACAGAAUCCAAAGGUAACGAUGGACUGAUUAUGUUUGAAGAAUCGGAUCUGAGCACUAUCAGAGAGGAGUCCUCUACACCAUUAGCUUUUAAGGAAAAGGAAAACCAUGCAGCCAGUGAGAAUGAUGCCAUCAGACCCAGACAAUGGGACAUUGAAGGUAGACCCCUUAGAGCUCUUGCUCCCCGAGUUAUCCAGUUAAGAGCAGAAACUAAAGAUGAGAUAGACACAGGAGCUCAGUCAGCAGAAGACGCAGAUUCAUCCCAAAACAAAGUUUUCCAUCUUGCAAGGAAAUUCAGUCAACGCAUCAAGUACACACAACCAAUGUUGAGACAGAGGAGUCAGGAGUCAGGAGAUACAUGCUUUGCCAAGAGAAACCUGCUUUCGGUGGUGGAAGAAAAGCCAGAGAAAGAGGCAAAAGUUAAAGCAGACUUGAUGCUCUUCAUGGCUCCGAAUGAUCAGCCUGAUUACGAUGGAGGUCAAAAGGCCCAGGUUAUGACUCCCAGCCCAGACCACACUUCUUAUUCUGUCAGUAGCCCAAAGGUCUUGUCCCCACACCUGUCCCACUCCAGGAGUCCUCUUAGUCCACCACCUGAGAGCUUCAACUGGCCAGACGUCCGUGAACUUUGCUCAAAAUAUGCACACCUCGGUAGCUCGUCUGCUCCACCACCAGUAGGCAAAAGUCGUUCUGUGGAGGAAAGGAUGUUUGACGGCAGUUCUAGAAGACGUUCUAGCUGCUCUUCUAGCCGCUUAGUCACCUCUAAUGGCUCCACAGACUCUUCUGUUUACAAGUUUUAUCCGGGAACUGGAGAACCAGGAGAAUUGCUAACUCGGACCCAGCGUGCGGGUUCUCUGGACCAAAAAUUGGGUAGUUUGUACUUGAGUGAUCUGCAGAGUCUUCAGAGUAAAAAUGCCAGCAGUGGCUUCUAUAUCUCCGCUCAAGCUACCCUUCCAAAUGAGAAGAAUAUAAUUGUGGUUGAGAAAGUACCUGAGGUUACACCACCAGUAGAGAUGGACCAGUCAACAAAAGAGUGCAAGAAACAGGAAAUGACAACAGAUGUAACAGAUGACAGCUACGUCCUAAUUCGUUCGCCAACAUCUCGUGAGAAGAUCUCAAUCAUGGCUGUCAUUGACCGCUGUCGGGCAUAUCAGGAGUCAGAGGAAUACCGUUUGAGGGAAGAUGGAGGAUCUAAGGCAGAACAGUUACCUAAGAUUGACAGGUGCAAAAAAACUGAGAAAGCUUCAUCCUGUAACGAACACUUAGACAAUGCUGUUAAAAAUGCACUGGAUUCUGGGGAAAAGGCUGAUUCUAGUCAACACAGUGUUGUCAAGAAUCUCAGAGAAAAAUUCCAAAAUAUAAGAUAAAAAUCACUUGUUUUAUGGUACAUCAGUUUGAAAUGUGUUUGAAAUGUUGUUGGCUGAAAUGAAAUACUUGCUUCUUUAACCACUGAAGACAAAUGUACACAGUAUGGUCAGCAUAUAUCAUGCUGUAGCCAAAUAAAUCAUCUGUCAAAUUUAAACCUCAAAACUAAUAUUCUUUACAUUUUCUAUGCUAUUUUAUGGUAUUUCGGACACUGUAUGGUCAUGUGGCCUGCUGAUAUUGAGAAACCUGUGGAUUUUAAUGGUCUAAAUGUCGGGGUGAAAGUGUAAAUGUUGUACAGUUUUUGUUGUACAUUCUUUCUGUUAUAUCAUUUACAUAUUUGAUAUAGUAGAUAUACAUGUAUGUAUUUGGUGGUCAUUUUACAUAAAUGACAUUCUUGUUUAUAAAUAUUUCAAUUUUGGGUAAGGUAUUUCAAUUAAUGUCGUAUUUGAGCCAAGGAUUUCUUUAGCAAGAGAUAAAGUCUAGUCUAUACUACAAAACAAGCCCUAGCAGAGUGAUUCGUCUAGACUCUAAAUGUUACAAACUAUUUGAAAACAAGGUUCUAUUGGUUUUAUUUUACUUUUAAUUGAAAGACAAGUUUUUUAGUAAAUAUCAUGCAUUGAAAAGAACUUGUCCCCCCUUUUUACCUAAACCUAGUCUUUGACUAAGGGAUUUAGGCAUAGAUCCCUUUUGUCCAGGAGACUAGAUCCAAAUGUUUAAAAAUGUUUUUUUUUUUUUUUUUAAGCUUACACCAAUGAUGUUACUUAAGCUUAUUUUAAGAUUUGUUGUGAUCUUCACAACAAAUCAGAUUUAACAUCAGGUUUUGAGGAAUGUCACAAUUACAAGACAAAUAUUAACCCUACAUGUUUUAGCAUCUGGAACACUGCUGGUUUAGCAACCUGUGAUAACAGAUCUCUCAUUGAUCACUGUGUGUGUCUGUUAUUUAUUAAGAUUCUGUAGAUUUCCAUAUCUGUCUGACUUAUUACAAAUGCAUCAAUAAAUACUUGUGAAAGUGAAAAUUCUCUCCAUAAUAAAACCAAAGAAAAUUCAA